This is a messenger RNA of Hirsutella rhossiliensis, 1320 nucleotides long. Its product is annotated as reverse transcriptase (RNA-dependent DNA polymerase) domain-containing protein. Lineage: Eukaryota; Fungi; Ascomycota; Sordariomycetes; Hypocreales; Ophiocordycipitaceae. The record is from RefSeq and is a predicted model, not a curated record. Bases 1 to 1320 code for a protein of 439 amino acids. The transcript is spliced from 7 exons.
AUGGACGGAGAACCGUUCAUAGCAGACGUCAGGGUGAACGGCACAGACUUCGUGCCAUCUCUUGUCGACUAUGGCUGCCUCUGCUACGGCGCGGUUAGCAAGCGCACAUUUCACUCUCUCCAGUUGCCACAUAUACGCGUUCAGCCGCGUAUCUUGGAGAACGCAGCCGGAGACGGCAAGGAGGUCAAAAUCGACAAGAUCACGUAUGUGUCGAUCGACCUCGAUGGACAUCAGCAGCAUCGUGUUUUCAUGUACGUCAUCGACGAUCUGAACUGGGAUAUGAUCCUGGGAAGGAUAUCUCGAGAUCGGGUCCAAUGGAGUUCAACAGAAGCACGCCGUGACAAACGCAAAGGCGGCAUUGGAGUUCACUCGGUCACGAUGGCGGAUAUUGACAAGGCCCUAAGACCGAAACCGAAGACUGACGUAAUGGAGAAGCUGCCACCACAGUACCACAAGUGGUCUCGAGCUUUCUCUCAGCAACUGGCCGACCAGCUGCCCCCUCAUCGGCCAGCCCUACCCUGGGGACCGCUUUACAGCAUGUCCCGCGAGGAGCUAUUGGUACUACGGAAGACUCUCACAGAACUACUCGACAAGGGAUUUAUUAGAGUCAGCAGCUCGCCAGCCGCGGCACCAGUCCUUAUGAGGGACCGCUAUCCCUUGCCCUUACUGAGCGAGACCUUGCGAACGAUAGCCAAGGCAAGGUGGUUCACCAAGACAACUUUCAGAACGCGCUAUGGAUCCUUCGAAUGGCUGGUAGUUCCAUUCGGCCUGACAGGCGCACCAGCAGCCUUUCAGCGGUACAUUAACAGCGCGCUCCAGGAUUACCUAGACGAUUUUGUGUCAGCAUAUAUCGACGAUGUCCUGAUCUUCUCCUCUGGAAGCCUGCAAGACCACCGCGACAAGGUCGGCAAGGUCCUCCAACGACUGAUGGACGCCGGGCUGCAACUGGAUAUCAACAAGAGUGAAUUCGAAGUCAAGGCUGUGAAAUACCUUGGGUUUAUCAUCGAGGCGGAGUGUGGGAUCCGAGUCGACCCUGAGAAGGAUGUUUAUGCCAGAGUUCUCGGUGAUAGCGGAGCGCUAACGCGGCUAACGAAGAAGGACGUGCCAUUCCGUUGGGAUGAAUUGUGCGAAGAAGCCUUCGAGAAGCUCAAGGACCUGUUGAUCACGGCCCCGAUCCUUGCACACUUCCAUCCAGAAAGGAGACUAUCGUGGAAGCAGACGCUUCAGGAUUCGCCCGAAGCGAACUACGCUAUCCAUGACAAGGAGCUACUCGCCAUUCUCAGAUGUUUGGAGCAGUGGGACCAGAGCUACGGGCAGUAG